Messenger RNA from Gossypium arboreum, 1863 nucleotides. Its product is annotated as peroxisome biogenesis protein 5-like. Lineage: Eukaryota; Viridiplantae; Streptophyta; Magnoliopsida; Malvales; Malvaceae. Gene Ontology annotation, molecular function: protein binding. The transcript is spliced from 7 exons. Gene Ontology annotation, cellular component: cytosol; peroxisomal membrane. Bases 506 to 1183 code for a protein of 225 amino acids. Gene Ontology annotation, biological process: protein import into peroxisome matrix, docking. The record is from RefSeq and is a predicted model, not a curated record.
UUAAGUGAGAGUAUUGGUUUGGUAGCGGUGAGUUACUGAGCAUCUUUUUGAAGAUCAAACUCUAUUUUCUUCUUUGAUAAACUUUCUCUCCACCUUCUUUUCUCUAUAUUCUGAACAAUAUUACUCCCCGCACCAAAAAAAAGAAAAAAAAAACCGUACCCCAAUUGUCAACUUCUUUGGCCAAUUAAUGUUUCUAAAAUAAAGAUUUCUCCCUUUCUUUCUCCUUUCAACUGCAGACACAUGUAUAUUUAUAAUUUAUAAUUCUGUAAACAUUCUCUUUAUCUUUUUUGUAGAUAUUAAUAACUAAAUAAUGGAAAUAACUAAAUAAUGGAAAUAAUAUUAGUAAACAAUAAAAUGUAAAUGAAACAAAAUGAAAUUAUGUUAAUAGAGAUGAAAUUGGUGGGUAUGUUGGCAACCAAGACGAUUCUCUGAUCAAACAUGGUGAAUACUGUGCUCAACAUGAUGCAAAAAGGCAAGGAACUAGGGUUAGUGAUUAUAUUUAUAGAUGAAUGAUGAAAUAAAGAAGAGCCGGUUGUUUGUUUUGAGUUCUCACUUAUCCCGUCUGCCUCUGGCAUCUUCCCUCAUGGCUUCGGACAAAGAAGCUGCCCUUGCUGCUGCUCCCUCUGAUUCUCCUACCAUAUUUGACAAAAUCAUCAACAAGGAAAUCCCAUCUACCGUGGUGUAUGAAGAUGAUAAGGUUUUCCGUGGACCUGACCAUUGGGCCAAUGAAUUUGGUGCUGAAAGAUUGCAACAAGAGUCUGUCGAUGAUCAAUGGGUCAAUGAAUUCUCAAAGGUGCAUGUUGAUGACUGGGCAGAAGAAUUUGGUUGUCAAGUUGGUGAGGGGGCUUUGGGAGAUAGUUCGUCUGAUAACUGGGCAAAUUCAUAUGAUGAGGGUGUCUAUGUAUUUUCUGAUAUGAAUCCAUAUGUUGGUCAUCAAAAUCCUUUAAAAGAAGGUCAAGAGCUAUUCAGGAAAGGACUUUUGAGAGAAGCAGUGCUUGCACUAGAGGCUGAAGUUAUGAAAAAUCCUGAGAAUGCUGAAGGUUGGAGAUUGCUAGUAAUAACCCAUGCUGAAAAUGAUGAUGACCAGCAGGCUAUUGCAGCAAUGAUGCGUGCUCAGGAGGCCGAUCCUACCAAUCUGGAAGUACUUCUUGCUCUUGGUAAUUGGAACAGACUGCUGCUUUAAAGUAUCUGUAUGGAUGGUUACGUCAUCACCCAAAGUAUGGUACUCUUGCGCCACUGGAGCUUGCUAAUUCUUUGUAUUAUGCUGCUAAAACGAAGGUUUCUCUUUUGAGGACGUCGGCCAUUCAUAUAAAAUCCAAGGUAUCUCUCUACAAUCUACUGGUUUUCUUUGUUAUUAGUCUGUCGCUACAUUUUGAAGCCAGCAGAUAGUUGGGUUUCUAUUUGCUAAUGUUGGAUAGUAAUUCUCCUUAAAAACUACCUAUCUUCAUCUGUUUUCUGCAAUUUAAAUUAAGGGUCCCCUUCAUAAUGUUGAUAGUUGAUUGGACAGAGAGAUUAUAACUUGAUCACCAAUCUAUUGUAAGAUUUUUGUAUUUAGUUGCAGGCAAUUGUUCAUUACCUCUCAUUUUUCCACUGGUUUGGUUUCCUCCAUUGCACUAGUUUGGUUUCUUUUCCACUGAUUUGAUUUGUUUUUCUCUAGCAAGCCUUAUUAAGAUUGUGUAUAAUUCUUUUGCCUUCAAUGUUUUGUCUCUUUUCUUUUGCCUUGAAUGUUUAAAUGAGAAGCGGAAGCAGGAGCUAUCAUCUCUCUAAAUCUCUAAUGAAACUGCAUUAUCUAACUUAAGCCUUACAAAAAAGGGCCAUCAGAAAUGGAGAAUUUUAGGUCUUACAAGGAAACUAGAGGGCAGG